AAUCAAAACACGAUCCGCUUCAAGUUUUCUCUCGGUUGGGGAAAGAAAGAAGAGUUUGACAUGAAGGGUCACAGAGGGAUGACAAACUUUUGACUGACAUAUGUUUUCAGGAAUGUGUUUUUCUCCAUCAUGUCCCGAUGAUGAUGGCCAAACUGCAGCAGAAACUUUUCAAAAGUGCUGGAGAAAGGAUUUCUCGUGUAAAAGAGAGCAGACCAGGAUCUCUGUACAAGUCUGAUCGAUUCAUCAGUUAAGACAGGUUGUGAAGGACAGUAAAUCCGGCACAAGUAUUACAUUAAACGGACAACAUGCAGAAGUUGAAUUCGGUGAACAGUAACGCGGAGCUCCAGCAGCGGCUGGCGGAUCACGGUGGAUCCGGAGACACAGCGAGGGAAAACGGCACCAAACACAUCCCGAGUCCCGCUGAACCUGUGGAUACGGUUCAAUGCUCCAGCAGAAAGAUGCUGGUCGGGCUGGACGUCCUCUGUCUUCUCGUGGCCUCCAUUCCGUUCUUCGCCUGUGAGCUCAAAGCGGUGACUCCGUACAUGAGGGGCUUCUUCUGCGGGGACCCCAGCAUCACCUACCCUUACAUUAAAGAUGAGGCCAUUCCUGAUAGCAUGCUUAUAGCCGGGGGCAUCAUAAUCACAGGACUUACGAUUGCUGUCGGAGAGUGUUACCGGGUACGGUUCAGAGGUGUCCACUCACGAGCAUUUGUGCGAAACCUCUACGUGUCCUGCCUGUACAAGGAGCUGGGCAGCUUCCUGUUUGGCUGCUGUGUAGGGCAAUCCUUGACCAACAUGGCGAAGCUGAGCGUGGGCCGACUCCGUCCCCACUUCCUGUCGGCUUGCAAUGUGACCUAUGCUUCACUCAACUGCCUACCUGGAGACUACAUUUCAGAUGUCGUCUGCAGGAACGAGCCGAAGAUAGUGGAGGAGGCCAGAAAGUCCUUCUUCUCGGGCCAUGCAUCUUUCGCCAUGUACACCAUGCUUUACCUGGCAUUCUACCUGCAGGCGCGGCUGUCAUGGCGAGGGGCGCGACUCCUGCGACCGUUGCUGCAGUUCAUGUUGGUGAUGUUAGCAGUGUACACGGGACUCAGUCGCAUUUCCGACUACCGCCAUCACCCCACUGACGUCCUGACCGGCUUCCUGCAGGGAGGACUGACCGCUUACUGGGUGGCCUUUUAUAUCUCAUCCAUGUUUAAGACGUCUCGUCCAGACAUGUCUCCCACAAGCUUGUCUCUGGAAAGUCCCCUGUCCAGCCAGCAAACCGUUUGCUAACAGACCUGCACAAAGAGACACCUGAGAGAGAUCGAUAGUAAAAGCGGGAGUGAUGGAGCGAAUAACGGGAAUGGGACAAAGAACUUUGGACCGUGUUCAAAUCCUCACAGAGAACCAUUUCCUGCCCAUCCUGAGAGAUGAACAGUUACGUAUACAUGUCUAACCCUUCAACAAACCCGUCCGCAUGGUAUCAACCCUCCAUAGAUAAAUGAUAUUUUUAUAUAUAUAUAUAUAUAUAAAAAGUUUAUCCUUUAUAUUUUUGAAAUAUGUUCUAGUUGAAGCUGCUAAUAAUUGUUGUAUUGUAAUUUGUCACCUGUAGUCCAGGGUCAGAUAUUCACACAUAAUAACCCACAUGUAACUCUCAACAUGUAGAGCUUUUCGGGCACAUGUUGAAUGUUGGACAAAAGUGGACCAAUCACAGCAACCCUUGGUCCUCAGAACACACCCUUUAGGUUUGCUAUUGGACCUGGCUAGACCACUGUUCUGGUGCGCUGUUGCACAAUCAUAGCGGUGCCGAUUCUCAGACAACAACAUCGUGUCGAUCUAGAUCGGGCCGCGUGGAAUCAACGUACGUGGGCCGGAUCCGGGCCGACGCUAUGUCGCUGCCUGGGUUGUGGACACCCUCGGUUUAUAAAAGCACAGAUUUGAUGCUAAUGCUAUUAAGCUUAUGUUGUAUUAAGGUGAGCUAAACUCUAUGUUUGUACUAACCACUUUCACUGCAUGAGUGAGACUGAAAGGAGGUUUGAUCCGACAACCUCCUCACCCCCCCUCCUCCGCAUAAUGAGGGCUUGAAUUGUGCCCAAACGCUCAGCGGACCGGGGGGGUCUAUACCUGUGUACCCUUUACUACUCAUAGCACUUGAAUUAUUACACUAUGGAAUCGUCUAAUUACUACAGAUAAUAUUUUAUAUUUUGUCUUCUUAAAUCAGUGUUCUUUCUUUCCUGCGGUCAGUGCCAUUUGUUUGCGUCUUUGUGUGUCCCCCAAAUUAUAAUUAUUCAGAAUGAAUGUAUAUAAAUCAUUUUAUAAAACGAUCCAGAUUUUCUGAAGUAUUAGCAUCACUUUUGCAAGUUUUACUAUAUGUUCUUAUCGUUCGUGUUGAUCAGGUACGCAGAGUUAUUGUUGCUAAUUGUUAAAGAGACUAGUGACUGAGCCACAGAUUGUCAGAAAGCUAUAUUCUACUUAUCUAGUUUCAUUUCAUUUGUUGGUUUCCUCUGUGAAGAGCCUGUUUGGCUGAAAUAACCACUGUAUUAAUAAACCAAACCAAUAAAAUGAAUGUUCAAUCUU
Molecule: messenger RNA, 2558 nt
Organism: Pimephales promelas (fathead minnow)
Lineage: Eukaryota; Metazoa; Chordata; Actinopteri; Cypriniformes; Leuciscidae
Gene: ppap2d
Product: phosphatidic acid phosphatase type 2D
Biological process (GO): phospholipid metabolic process; phospholipid dephosphorylation; signal transduction
Cellular component (GO): plasma membrane
Molecular function (GO): phosphatidate phosphatase activity
Source: RefSeq, a predicted model, not a curated record